Cylicocyclus nassatus is the source of this 1292-nucleotide messenger RNA. The record is from the annotation of a GenBank genome assembly. NCBI's taxonomy places the organism in Eukaryota, Metazoa, Nematoda, Chromadorea, Rhabditida, Strongylidae.
CUGCGACUUAGCCGUGAAUUAUGCGCGUUGACCGCAGUGCACCAAGACCCCUUGGUUUUCGGCCUCGCAUGGUUCUUGGUCAUUUAGAAAGUCGAUAUUCCUGGUUCGCAGCAUAAAACUGAGCACUAGUCGUUUCGUCCUCAUGAAGGAAGCGACCCUUCUUCUGUUAUUAGCUGCGGGUAGUUUCGCCUCUGUCAUCGAGUUUGUUUCGCUGCCGAACACGAUAAGCUUGUCUUCAACGUCGUCAGAGCUGCGCAGUAGUCAGCUGCCACUCCUGAACGAGAAUAUCCUUGGUCUCACAACAGAGCCAGUACGAGGGUUGCAAGUAAAAUCUGACUUGUUUACUCGUCCACGUGCUGUUGCUAUCAUUGAAGUAGAUGGUAUUGACAGGCUCGAAAAAGGAAAUAAUGACAUUUACAAGCUCAAGGAGGGCACUAUCGACUGGAAUCGACUAGACGAAAAACUGGCCAGUGUCUUUGGCGCUGACAGGGAAUUUGCAACACUGAAUAGCAAAGGAAUCAGUGGUUCCACAAUCGCGGAGGAAGCUUCAAAGCAAAAGGACUCCAAUGUCAUCAGGACUGAUAUCGGUGCUCUUCGAGAAGAGCUCCAGAAUGUAUAUCGACUUGCUUCUGCCGUGUCUGCUCGUAAGGCCAAAUUCGACGUGGCCAAUUCUGCUGAUGUUUAUCGCAUGAAGAUCAGUGGUCUUUCUGACGGAAGCGCCAGCAAACAGAAAGAAGCAGUUGAGGAUAUCAGGAAUGCUGUGAAUGAGCUUGCCUCCGCCCUCAAGAAAGUUUAUGGUGAUCAGGUAAUUGUUGAAGUUGUUUGUAAUCCAGUCAUGGUAAAGGACGAAAAUCAUUCACAACAACAUGGUGAAGUGCGCACAAAGAGGGCUGCGCCUGCUACUACAACAGACACGAACUUGGAAAGAUGGCGUAAGGCACUUAACGUCUACAAAUUCACAUCUACAGACUAUCCAGCCAUAUUUGCUAUUUUCGCCGGUUUGACCAUUAUUUUGGCUUUGGCUGUUCUGUACACGGUUGUGGGAAUGAUGAGCAUGGAUCCUAGUAAAGACUCGAUCAUAUAUCGUAUGACAACGACACGCAUGAAGAAAGCGUAACUUGUUUUGCAUAUCGAACGCUUGUUACAAUCUCCCUUCUUCACUUCUACAUUAGAACUCGAAUAAAUAUGCUAGUCUUGGUACUCUAAGUUCUGAUUUGAAAAAUCUAUAAUUGUGAUGAUGUACAGGAUAAGACCAUGCUCUGCAAUCGACUGGUUAAAAAAGUAUUGCCGCU